UUCGUGUGCUGCGUCGCCUCGCCACCGCCUUGCACGCGCCAUCGCCUCGCCUGCGCGUGCUGCGUCGCCUUGCCCUUCAAACGCGCAGCGCCGCAUUCUCGGCACCUUCCAACCCCGGCGGCUCUCGUCGUCCGCAACCCUCGGCAUCUCCCUCGAAUUCAAGUAUCCACUCCGGUAGCCCCUCAUCGAUCCCACGGUUUCCGAAUAUUUGAAGGUUUAGAAAAAUGAAUUCGAGGGUGGACAAUCUAGUUAGGAGGAGGGCGGAAGAUGAGGAUGAGAUGAUGCUAUUUAUAUUACCUACAGUGUACCUUUUAAGUAGCAAUGGAGGAAGGAAAAAGAGACCUAGGCAUACAUCUAAGCUGUCUGGCAAAGAGAAACUAAAAGAAAUCUUAGAGGGACAUCCGAAGAACUGUUGUGUUGCAUUCCGCAUGGAGCCAAUUGUCUUUAGAGAGAUUGCGGACUUUCUCAAAAGAGAGCAUCUGUUACGUGACACAAGGGGUGUGAGAGUGGAUGAGAGAUUAGGAUUCUUCCUAUUUAUGCUGUCUCAUAAUGCUAGUUAUGAGGAUCUGCAAUAUGAAUUUAAACACAGUGGUGCGACCAUCCAUCGCCAUAUUAAGGCAGUUUUCAAUAUAAUCCCAGCUCUCACCUAUAGAUUUGUGAAGCCUGCUAUUGGAACUGGUCCACACUGGAAGAUUAGUACAGAUCCUCGGUUCUUUCCCUACUUCGAAAACUGCCUAGGAGCCAUUGAUGGUACUCAUAUUCCUAUUACCAUCGAUGAAGAAAAGCAAGCUCCCUAUAGGAACCGCAAGGGUACAUUGAGCCAGAACGUGGUGCUAGCAUGUGAUUUUGACCUGAACUUCACUUUUAUAUCAUCUGGUUGGGAGGGCUCUGCUACAGAUGCUAGGGUUCUGAGGUCUGUAUUACUUAGAGGAUUUCAUGUUCCUGAGGGCAAAUAUUAUCUUGUUGAUGGUGGAUAUGCUAACACACCAUCUUUCCUUGCACCCUAUCGUGGCGUCCGUUACCACUUAAAGGAGUUUGGCCAUGGUCAUCAUCGGCCAAGCAAUUAUAAGGAGCUAUUCAAUCAUCGCCAUGCAUUGCUGCGGAAUCACAUAGAGAGAGCAAUCGGUGUUUUGAAGAAGCGCUUCCCUAUCUUAAAAAUUGGCACACAUCACCCAAUUGAGAACCAAGUGAAGAUACCAGCAGCAGCAGUGAUAUUUCACAAUCUUAUACGGAUGUAUAAUGGGGAUGAGGGUUGGUUGGAUCAUCAACCAGAUAACAUACCACCAGAAGAUUUUGUUGAUCUUCCUGAAGGUGACGAUCACUAUAACAAUGAUGUGAUGUCACUUACUAGUCAAAUAGAUAAUGGGAAUUAUCUUAGGGAUAUGAUUGCAAUGAAUAUGUGGAAUGACUAGUCACAACCAGUCCUGAUUUUUUUUAUAAUAUGGCUUUUUGGUGAUGUAUGCAAGAGGUUCGCCAAAGUUCAACAUGAUGCAAGCUACAUCUAAGCAAAGGAAGUUGUCACCAAGAGGUGGUGGUGUACACAAGAGAGCAUCACCUAAAGCAACACAGCAAGUGGUUCGCAAAAGAGCAAAUUGGAAUCUAGGACUUGAAAAGGGUUUGGUUGAACUUCUACACUACCACAACAAUGAUUGUUACAAAAGUCAGAAUGGAUGGUCCUCAGAGGCAUGGAAUAGAAUUAUAAAAAUGUUUCAAGAAAGGUUUACACAUGUUUCUUUCUCGAGGUUGCAAAUUCAAGAGAAAGAGAAGGAACUGAAGAGGGAUUACAACCUACUCAAAGAAGCUAAAAAACAAAGUGGGGUACAUUGGAAUGAAGUUUUGGGCCUUAUUGAAGCUAAACCCCCAAUUUGGGAUAACAUAAUCCUGUCCUAUCCUAAAGCUAAAAAGUUCCAGACCAAGCCUUUUCCCUUGUUUGAUUCACUUGGAGAGUUGUAUGAUGGACAUGUAGUCGAGGGAUCCUUGAACUUCACAUCUCUUGAGCCAACAACAUUAGAACCAGCAAGGGGCACAAAAGUCGGUGCUAGUGAAGACUUGGAGCUUGACGACAACAAUUCUGCACAAUUUGCCAAUCUUGAUGAUGAUGACAGUGAUGAUGAAGUGAGGAUCUUGCAACAGUCCGAACCAAGAUGUGUUGCUGCUAUGGGAUCAAAUAGGCCUAGGCCUGCUGCAACAAGGUCAGGAAAAGAACCUACUGCAACAAGUUCAGGAAAAGAACCUACUGUACCAAGAUCAAGAAAAGAACUUAAUGCAACAAAUGGAGGAGUCAAGGUUGGGAAAAGACAGAAUCAAGAAAAUAUCACUGGCAUGUUGAAGAAUUACAUGGAAAUGAAAGCAAAGCAAAUUGAAGAGGAGGCUGCAGAAAAAGCAAAGACUGUAGCAGAAGAAGCUGAUUACUCUAUCAAGAAUUGCAUAAGUCUUGUGAACAGUAUUGAAGAACUCUCUAGUGAGGAAAAGGCUGAAGCUUUUAAUGUGUUCAAGGAUGCACAAAACAGGCAGAUCUUCAUGACUGCGGAACCUGUUGCACGCCUAAUAUGGCUGAGGAACAAAAUACGGAAAGGGGAUGUUAAUUCUGUAUUGAGGGGUGGUUCUACUUUGGCUUGAGGGCUAACUGAUGCAUAUCAAGAGGUUUUGGUAGCAUACGACUUAUUUUGGUUUAGGGCUACUGAUGCAAAUCUGGAGGUUUUGGUAGCAGGCGACUUGUUUUGUUUCAGGGCUACUAAUGCAUAUUAGGAGCUUUUGAUAGCAGACGACGUGUUUCUAAUUUUUUUAACCUGAUAAUUAUGCAUGAGUAACUCAUUUGUGGGCAUUUUGAGAGCAAUCUGAUUGUCUUGUACUAGGGCAAUGUACUGCCAAAAGUUGUUCCUUUCAGAUUGUGCAGAACUUAGUGUUUGUGAGGCAUGUCAUAUAUGCAGUUCGCACUUGAGCCAUUCAAAUAAUUUCACUGAUCUGUUAUCAGUUUGUUGUUUGAUUGAGGAUGUA
Molecule: messenger RNA, 2997 nt
Organism: Panicum virgatum (switchgrass)
Lineage: Eukaryota; Viridiplantae; Streptophyta; Magnoliopsida; Poales; Poaceae
Exons: 8
Coding region: 1456-2619 (387 amino acids)
Source: RefSeq, a predicted model, not a curated record